Molecule: messenger RNA, 1687 nt
Organism: Scatophagus argus
Lineage: Eukaryota; Metazoa; Chordata; Actinopteri; Scatophagidae
Gene: wdr55
Product: WD repeat domain 55
Exons: 4
Coding region: 1-1242 (413 amino acids)
Molecular function (GO): protein binding
Source: RefSeq, a predicted model, not a curated record
AUGGCAGCGCCCUCAGAACACGUUGAAAUAACAUCCACAGAGACAGGCCCGACAGAAACUACCAGAGACCCUGACACCUCAGAGUCGGAACAGGCGGCUCAGGACCCAGACCCGGAUCUGGAUGAAGAUGAAGACCCGGACGGAGACGAGACGCCAGAGCCGAAGGUCCGAGACACUCCGGAGGACAUCCGACUGGAGGCGAUCGCCAACACGGUGGCGUUCCACCCGAGCAGGGACAUCCUGGUGUGUGGGGACGUGGACGGGGACGUGUACGCCUAUUCCUACUCGUGUACGGAGGGCGAGAACCGGGAGCUGUGGUCGUCCGGACACCACAUGAAGUCAUGUCGCCAGGUGCGCUUCUCCUCGGACGGACUGAAGCUCUACAGCGUCUCUCGGGACAAGGCUGUCCACCUGCUGGACGCGGAGCGAGGACAGCUGGUCACGAGGAUCCGCGGGGCGCACGGGGCUCCCAUCAAUAGUCUGCUGCUGGUGGACGAAAACAUCCUGGCGACCGGAGACGACAGGGGCACCCUCAAGGUGUGGGACAUGAGGAAGGGGACGGCCAUCAUGGACCUGAAACACCAUGAGGAUUACAUCAGUGACAUCACUGUGGACCAGGCCAAGAGGAUCCUGCUCACUGCCAGUGGUGAUGGUACCUUGGGCGUCUUCAACAUCAAGAGGCGGCGGUUCGAACUGGUGUCGGAGUAUCAGAGCGGCGACCUGACCUCGGUGGCGCUGAUGAAACGGGGCAAGAAGGUGGUUUGCGGCUCCAGUGAGGGGACCAUCUACAUCUUCAACUGGAAUGGCUUUGGAGCCACCAGCGAUCGCUUCGCCCUCAAGGCGGAGUCGGUGGAGUGCAUCGUCCCUGUCACAGACAGCAUCAUGUGCACCGCCUCCAUGGACGGAUACAUUCGAGGCAUCAACCUCCUUCCCAACCGGGUCAUCGGCUGCAUUGGGCAGCACGUCGGCGAACCCAUCGAAGAGCUCGCCAAGUCCUGGGACUCCCGCUUCUUGGCCAGCAGCGCCCACGACCAGCUCAUCAAGUUCUGGGACAUUUCCAGUCUGCCCAAUGUGACCGUCAAUGAAUACCGCAAGAGGAAGAAGAAAGACGGCCGAAUGAAGUCUCUGACCAAGAAGGCCCACGGAGACAACGACUUCUUCUCAGGACUUGUGGAGGAGACGGAAGAGAAGGAGGAUGGAGAUCAGGAGGAUGAGGACGCUAGCGACAGCGGAAGCGAUUAACCAGCGCUGCGCUGAACUUGGUUUCAUGUUGGAAACGCGUCCUGACUGUUUCCUUCAGACGACUUCAGUUUCAGUUGAAGAAGUGAACCGUGACGUCUGCUGUUUACUGGCUUCGUUCCAAAGUGGCCCUCGGUGUCCGGGGACCCUGAGCGUGGAUGGUCCUGCUACACCCACGGCGUUGGUGCCUUAUCUUAGAUACGACUUUGACCCGGAGACAAACCACCACUGAGGACUCAGUGGUCACAGAUGGGAGGGUCAGGAUGACUUUUAGAUCUUCACAGACACUCAGACACGAGCAGUGAGGAGUCCGCCAUCUUCCCCUCAGAACCGUUAAUUCAUACUGACUGUGGAUGAGGCAGAUGAGGCAGAAAUGAUCAGACCUUGUGAUGAUAAUAACAUUGUGAUGAAAUGAUGUUUUUCCAGGAUUGAAACCUUUGAAAGUGUC